Molecule: messenger RNA, 708 nt
Organism: Funneliformis geosporum
Lineage: Eukaryota; Fungi; Glomeromycota; Glomeromycetes; Glomerales; Glomeraceae
Source: the annotation of a GenBank genome assembly
AUGUGCAGCCUUCUAGACGAUCCUAAUGAGUGGAGGCUGAGCGGUGGUAUAAAUUAUGAAUUAUCAAUUUCUUUAAAUUAUUCUCGUUUCGAAGUUCUUAUUCCUUUAAAUCAGGUUAUUAAGUUUCAUUUAUCUCAAAAUCAAACCGUUCAAUUAGAAUUAAAAAAGAAUUUUACAAGAUAUUAUUAUCGCAAUUACAGAGGAACUCAUGUUUCAAUACAAGAAGACCCUACAAAUGGCAAAUUCAAAGAUGCAAAUUUUUUUAUCUUUGUACCAGCUGAUUGGGUUGAUAUCAACACCUUAAAGUUUUUUGUGGAGGGUGUUAAUGAACUUCUCACACACAAGGUAAAACCAAAUUCAAAUAAUCACCGUUUCUCAGAUAUAAACUCUCUUGUCUACAUUGGAGAUGAAAAGGAUCAGAUCAAAUCGUUUCAAAAUCUUUGUAACGAUGAUGAGUUGCAAAUGAGAUGCAACUUUUUGAGCGGAUCAAGAAUUCUUCGUGUUUCAAAAGAGACGCCAUUCCAAGAAAUUCUUACAAUGGUUCGAGAACGUUUUAAAGUCGAUAUCGAUCCUAACGUAAUAACGUAUAAAAAUCAAACCAAAGACAUGAUUAAUUUAUUGGAUGAAGAAGAUUGGAAUGCUGCUAAAUGGGAGAUGAAUAUGACAAAAAUUCAAAUGAUUGACUUAUACUUUUUUCCAGUGAUUUGA